Messenger RNA from Pygocentrus nattereri (red-bellied piranha), 5664 nucleotides. RefSeq names its product inhibitor of Bruton agammaglobulinemia tyrosine kinase (gene ibtk). Gene Ontology annotation, cellular component: cytoplasm; nucleoplasm. NCBI's taxonomy places the organism in Eukaryota, Metazoa, Chordata, Actinopteri, Characiformes, Serrasalmidae. The record is from RefSeq and is a predicted model, not a curated record. Gene Ontology annotation, molecular function: protein kinase binding; protein tyrosine kinase inhibitor activity. The coding region runs from base 857 to 4882 and encodes 1341 amino acids. Gene Ontology annotation, biological process: negative regulation of protein phosphorylation. The transcript is spliced from 28 exons.
CUAAACAAGGCGAUACACAGCUUUGGAAUGUGUGAGCUAAAGUCACACAGCAGUCGGAGUGAAGGAGUCCAAUAGAAGUGGAUGAUGUUGGAUUCCCGGAGCCAAUCCGAGCGCUUCUUGCUGCUCGUUGGGUGCCUACCUGGCUCAGUUGCAGCUCCUCCUAACAUUUAUAAAAGCAACAACGUCUCCGUGAAGAUGGGCCUGUGGAUCUGCUAUUCUGAGUCGGACUCAAAUACCGCUUUCUCCUUCAUCUAGCGGCAGGUACCAUAUACAAUUAUGGAGGUUUAAAAGGUAACGAGUUUUUGGGGGGAAGGGGUCUUUCCCCUGAAACUGGAUGGACUGUUUAGAUGGACUUUUUGGCUGGUUGCAGAAUCUGUUGCCUUUUGCACAAUAAGCUAAACUAGACAAAGAAAGAGACAAGUAUUUUUGGAUAACUGAGGAUAUAUUUGUAAAAUUUUGUACAGAAAAAUAGCCAGUUAUUUAUGUUUCUUGAUGCCAUUGAUUGUUCUUCCAGCACUGUGUAGUGUGAGUCACUGUGUUAAUAUGGUGGACUGAGGUGAGGUUGACAUUCAUCCUGGGGUUGCUAGGGUGCAGUGGAACCUCAACACAUGCACAAUUCUAGCACCCCAACCUUUGGGCAGAGUGGUGCUUUUUCAGCUUUUCUGUUGUGCUUAAAGUUUUUUUGCUGCAGGAGUUUGUUUUAAUUUCAACCUGGUAUAUUUGUCUGCAUCAGCACAGUUUUGUCAAGGGUUGUGGCUUUGCUGUUUUGGGGGCUUAUUUAUUGAACAGUGAGGCUGGGGUUUUUCUGUUGUUUGGGUGAAACUGGAUAUUUGGGUUUUGAAGGAGAGGGUUUAAGAUGAGUGUCUUGACCCCGGAAUGCACAACAAAAUGCCGUUCACCACGCCAUGCGGAGGAGAUAGUGGCUGCUCUGACUGGUGGCUCAGAAGCGCAGCUAAAGGCCUUCCUAUCAGCCCACUGCUACAAUGCUGCCACUCUGCGUGAUGAGUUUGGCCGCACAGCUCUCCACCUCGCUGCCUCGCUAGGCAAACGUGCCCUGUUGGAAUGGCUUCUGGACAGCAAGAAUGCUGACCUGCUGAUGAAGGACAAGGAGUCAGGCUGGACGGCUUUGCACCGGAGCGUCUUCUAUGGCCAAAUCCACUGCCUCAUGGCCCUCAUAAAGCGUGGUGGUGUACUAUCUAUUCCGGAUAAGGAGGGGCUCUCUGUUCUGGACUUAACUGUGAAAGACCGCCCAGCGCAUGUUGUGUUCCGAAGCAGUGAUCCCACUGAAGUGUACACCUGGGGGAACAAUGCUAACUUUACUCUUGGGCAUGGAAACCAGCAGAGUAGACACCAUCCUGAGAUUGUGGACUUGUUUCCCAGAACCGGGGUGUAUAUUAAGCAGGUGGUCUUGUGCAAGUUCCACUCUGUCUUCCUGUCUCAGAAGGGACAGGUUUACACCUGUGGACAUGGUCAGGGAGGACGUCUUGGACAUGGUGAUGAACAGACAUAUUUGAUUCCUCACAUGGUAGAGGGGCUCCUUUCCCAUCACUGCUCACAGAUUGCUGCAGCUAGAGAUCACACCAUAGUUCUAACCGAAGAAGGUUAUAUCUACACUUUUGGGCUCAACACAUACCACCAGCUAGGCCUCGCACCUCCUCCGACUGCCAGUCAUGUGCCCAAACAGGUGACGUUUAAGUCUCUGAAAGGGAGGACUGUGAUUGGUGUUGCUGCUGGAAGAUUUCAUACUGUUCUGUGGACCAGAGAUGCAGUCUACACUGUGGGACUGAAUGGUGGACAACUGGGCUACCUGCUGGACCCAAACGGAGAGAAGUGUGUGACUGUGCCCCGGCAAGUGUCUGCUUUACACCACAAGGAUGUGACCAUUGCCAUGGCUACAGCCAGUAAUGGAGCCACUGUGUGUUUGACUGAGAAAGGGGACAUCUACCUGCUCGCUGACUAUCAGUGCAAGAAGCUUGCCUCCAAACAGCUGAACAUCAAGAAAGUUCUCGUCAGUGGAGGCAGUUUGGAUCAUCGGGUUGACCCCCAGCUCCUUAACGAAAGCGGCGGAGAGAAGAUUACCAUCCUGGCCUUGGAUGAAGCUGGGAGGGUGUUUUGUUGGCGCUCUGUGGGCAUCUUGGUGAGGCAGUGUAGGUGGGCCUAUGGGCGACAGGUCUUCAUGUCAGACAUUGCCCUUGGCAAGAGUGAAAUGAUGUUUGUGACACAGGAUGGUGAAGGCUUCAGUGGCCAAUGGCUUGGUGAAUACAAGAAGAUUGUUAACAAGAAAGGUGUUGGAACGGAGGUGUGUGGUCACUCUGAGAGUGGAGGUGUGUAUGAGCGUAUUCGUCUUGAAAAACUCCCUUACAUCCACAGAGCUGUCAGCAUCACCAUGGACUCCAAAGGCCGUAACUUUGGGGUGCUACAGUCUGAUCCCAAAACAAGCCUAUUUGAAGUGCCCACCGUCUCAGCCUCUUUGUUUACCCAGCACUUCCAGCAGCUCCAGGCUGAAGCUGACGAAACCGACAGCAUCCACGACAUAACUCUUCAGGCCGGGGACCGCAUCUUUCCUGCUCAUAAGUACAUCUUAUCCAUGCGUUCUGAGUUCUUCCGCAAGCAGCUACUCGCAGAUUCUGCUCAGGGAGAUGAAGGGGACGAGGAAGUGAAGAGGAGUGUGGAUGCUGUUGGCUGUGAGCUUCUGAUCCUAGAGAAAAUCUCACCUGAAAUGCUGGAGCAUGCUUUGUGCUUCAUGUACACAGACUCUUGUGAGAUGCUGGUGCACGGAGCCAGGCCAGCCAUGCCACACCUCAGCCAGGGCACUGAGCAGCAGCAACAGCUGAUCCACAGCCUAGAGGAACUUCGUCUUAGCGCCCGCUCCGCUUUAGAGGUUUACCGCUCUCUGCCUCCCUUGGCUCUUGGCGACGAAGACAAGCCAAAGAGCAAGAGUGCCAAGUCAGGGAAGAAGAGCAAGGGUGUUGGUGGUGCUACCACACAUAGGUACAACCCUGUGAAGAUGCUUCAAGGUGUAGCCAAGAAACUGGGCUUAGGUAGUCUCUCUGCAAGGCUUGAUGAAGUAAAAUAUGAGAAUGGGAACAUCAACGUUGUGCAAAAGAAGACCAGAAGCAAACCAAGAUUUUACUCCAAAAAAUUCCCUUACCUCUGUGAUGUCACCCUGAGAUCUGAUGAUGGGAAGGAGUUCCCUUGCCACAAAUGUGUUCUCUGUGCCCGACUCGAGUACUUCAACAGUAUGCUGGGAAAUCCAUGGAUAGAGUCUACCAGCUGUAAUGCACUGGAGAUGCCUACUAGUGCCAAGGUUUUGCAGGUCAUACUGGAGUACAUCUACACAGAUGAGUCUCCCACUAUCAGAGAAUCCCUGAGUGUAGAGUUUGUGUGUAAUGUGCUGGUGGUGGCUGAUCAACUGCUCAUCACUCGGCUGAAGGAGAUGUGUGAGGUGGCAGUCAGUGAAAACUUGACUCUGAAGAAUGCUGCGGAGCUACUGGAGUUUGCUGUGGUAUACAACGCUGAGCAGCUGAAACUGUCUUGUCUUCAGUUUAUUGCUAUCAAUAUGGGUGCCAUGCUGGAAUCCAAGGCCCUGGAGAUUUUGAGUGAUGAUGUGUUAUUGGAGCUGUCCGAAGCAUAUAGGAAAAUGAUUCCAGCCAUGCAGAAGCGACUUAUCACCCCAUAUUUCAAUGCCCCUGAUCUUAGUGCCUUUGAAGAUGUGAGCUGGGAAUCAGUAAUCAGCUGUAAAAACAGUUCUGAACAGGAGCAGUCUAGCAAUGAUGGUGUGUUGAAGAAAGCCAAAAUGAAGGCAAAGAGGAAACCACGGCGACGCUCUGAUAGCUCUGGAGGGUACAACCUGUCUGAUAUCAUCCAAAGCUCACCCACUGUCAUCCAGAGCCCACCUUCUUCAGGCUUGAUUGACUCAGGGAAAGCUUGCUCAGUAGAGUCUCUUCAUGAGCUGAUCACUUCUGAUUCUGAGGGUAGUUAUAUGGGUGUUGGCAGCCCUAGAGAUCUUCAGUCACCCAUCUUUCAGGACGGGCAUGAUGCACAAGAAGAGAAGUCAGGACACGUUGACGGGAAAACUCCUCCCAGCACCCCGACUAUGAGAAAUGGUGCGGUGUCUACCAAGUGUUCCACUCCUGAAAACAUCCCGGAGUUAAGGGCCAGUCCUGUUCGCCGAGCGCCUGUUUUGGACCUCAGGGCCAUUAUGGAAAUGGAGGCCAACUCCCUGAACCUCGGAGCCACUCCAAAAAGCCCUAGUUCGUCUGGAAGUAGCAAUAAGCCUUCAGCCAUGCCUAAUAAAUUGUCUCAGAAGCAAAGGAAGAUGAUGGCCAUGGCCACUAGAGAGGGCAGCGGGGAAGGAGUGUCUGCUAAAUCGUCUGCUAAAUCGCCUGCUGUAGCCAUUCCAGUGAAGCCCGUGAAGACUUGGGCGACAGCAGUACAGUCCCCUCCCUCUUCACUCUCCUUCCGGGAUCUAUUGAUGGAGGAAGAGCAGCGUAGUAAACCAUCUGCAGCUGCCAUCAUGGCUGCUGGAAGUCCAGCAGGUCCUGGAGCCUCCACCAAUUGUGCCAAAAGAGUGACCUUUAAGUGUUCAGAGUCCAACAAUGCUGACAAACCUGCAGGCCCAUGGCUGCUUGGGCCACUGAGCAGCCCACCAUCUGCUGCCGCUGUGACCUUUGCAUCCAUUGUGGAAGAAGAGAAACAACAGGAAGCUGCCCUCAUUCGCAAUCGUGAAAAGCCUCUGGCAUUGAUACAGGUUGAAGAGCGAGCAAUUCAGGACUUGAUGGUUCAUUACAGAGCCUUGAACAACCCGGAUGAGCUCAUCGUGGUGGAGAGAUCACCCCAAGGCCCUGUUGCCACUCCUACAUGGAACAAACAUUCAUAUUAGCAUAACUGCAGCAUAUUCAUAAUGCAUUCACUACAUAUCCCGGGAUGCACUCGGGUAUAUCAGUGUUGACUUGUACCUAAAACUGGAGUGAUGUUUUGGCUUUAUGCUCUUGUGUUGGGCAUUUUGAUGCUGCUUUUUAUUUCUUUUGUUAAAAAUUGAAUGUGUCCUGUUAGACAGCUUGCAAUAAAGCACAAAAAAUUAUAAUGAUCCCAGUAAUAGGCAGGAAUUUUGGACCUGACCCCAAAAAGGAAAAAGCCCCAUGGCCACAUGUGCAGACUUGAGUGUUUGCCAAAGAUUAGUUCAUUUCAUGUGACGGGAGGUGACGUGGUGAAAUUCAGGCUCUAUGUUGUCAAGAAUUGUCUGUACUGUGUAAAGAGAAUUGAGUGGUACUUUUUAUAUGAGGUGUAGAGGAAAGCAUGUGGCUGCAUAGACAGCUCAGGCUUAUCCUAAAAUUACAGCUCUGGAAACAAGUGUAUGGAAAUAAAAAUUGGUGGCCUUCUGUACUCACAGUAAAUGCUGAUGUUAAUUUGCUUAGUUUGUUUCUUUUUGCUUAGUUUUUGUCCCUCCCUUUUUUUUUUUUUUUUUUUUUUUAAGCUGAAGACUUAGAAUUAUUAAGCCAAACAUUUACAAGCACAGUCCCAUGAGUUGGUUCUGUUGGCAGGUAAUUUUAUACUCUGUGAUCCUGAAGUAGCACAUCGGUAUUACAGACAGAGAGAAAACGUUUGUUUGUUGUUGACCGAGGUUUCAGGCAGUGGCAUGCAAUAAAGAACUCAUGUGCAUCA